Chlorella variabilis is the source of this 1131-nucleotide messenger RNA. RefSeq lists its product as hypothetical. Gene Ontology annotation, molecular function: antiporter activity. The record is from RefSeq and is a predicted model, not a curated record. Gene Ontology annotation, cellular component: endoplasmic reticulum-Golgi intermediate compartment; cis-Golgi network; Golgi apparatus. Gene Ontology annotation, biological process: UDP-glucose transmembrane transport. The coding region runs from base 1 to 1131 and encodes 376 amino acids. The transcript has 7 exons. Lineage: Eukaryota; Viridiplantae; Chlorophyta; Trebouxiophyceae; Chlorellales; Chlorellaceae.
AUGAAGCUGGAGGACAAGGGCCCCCCGCGGAUGUUCAAGGCAGGGUCGCCGGCAGCGAUGAGCACCGUGUUGCACCCCAAGGCCUGUAGCUCUCUGCUGGACCUCUCUUGGACCGCCGUCCUGGUGGGCGUAUGGUACUUUAGCAACUUCCAGUUUGGCUUUGGACUGAAGCGCACCAGCAAGCGGUUUCAAAACCCGGAGCUGUGCGUGUUCCUGCUCUGGGUGCUGUUCACUGUGGGGUGGGCGGUGGCGGCAGCCGUCAGGCUCGUCUAUAAGCAGCUGGUCACCAGGCGGGCCGACGGUGCAGCGAGCCCUAGAAAGGCCGCGGAUGAUUUGGCUGACAGCCAGCGCCAGGCAUGCGACGACGAGGCUGCAGUGGCAGGCAACCAUCUGAUGACGGUAGUGGCGCAUACUCUGGGCAUGAGCUUCACCUGCUUGGCAUUCAUUGCCGGCAGCGUGCCGGUCGUCCAGGUGUUCAAGAGCCUGGCACCCAUUUUCACAACUGUCCUGUCCAUGUGCUACCUGAACGCCGUGUUCCCCUACUCGGCGGUGGCUGCGGUGAUGCUGCUUGUCGGCGGCGCCACUCUGUCCAGCUGGAACACGCCUGGGUUCAACCUAAUGGCCGUGCUGAUGUGCAUGGUGACCAACCUGUCGCUGCCGCUGCGCAAUGUGAUGGUCAAGCAGCGCACCGUGCUGCGGCAGAGCCAGCUGGCGGUGCUGGGCAAGGCGGGGCCCAACUCGGUGCGCCUGGCGCUGGACACAGCGGUGGACCUCAACUUUGGGGGCAUGCUCAUCCUGACCCCGCUCUGCCUCGUCUUCAUGAGCUCGCUGGAGGUGCCGGCCGAGGAUGCCAGCAUUGCGCUGCGGUUGGGCAUGCACCGCAUCGUGUAUGAGAUCGCCUCGCUCAUGGUGCUGACUCGCAUAGACGCCGUCAUGCACGGCUCGCUGGACGUUCUCAAACGCGCGGCAAUGACGCUCAUCGCCCUCGCAAGCUUCGAGUCUGUGCGCCCGUUCAACCUGGCUGGCUCGCUGCUUGCCUUUGGCACCCUGCUCUGGUACAAGCUGUCGCUGUCCAGGCAGGCAUCAGCCAGCGCCUCAGGCACUGCCUCAGCACUACCUGCCAUUUGUUAA